AUGUACACGGUCAUGCAAACCCAUCGCGACAACAACUACCGCAAUCUUGAGGAGAACAAGAUUUUGCGCCGGGAUUACGUCGUCGAGCUAAUUGCUCAGAAGGCCGCAGGUAAGAAGAUCUUCUACGUUGACGAAACUAAAUUCAAUUUGUGGUGUGCUCGCCGCCGGUCAUAUAUCCACUACAUCCGUCGCCUGCUCAACCACAUCGGUGCUUCAACGCCGCUAGAGAACGUUGUUUUGGUGUGCGACAAUGCACCAUGCCACGCGAACAUCGAGGAUGUAUUCAAGGAUACCACGUUUUCGGCGGCGACGCUGCUGCGCCUAGGUCCGUACUCGCCAAUGCUGAACCCCAUCGAGAACUGCUUCUCAGCGUUCAAAGCCAUGGUGAAGCGGUUCCUCGCUCGCCAUCGUCAAGCUAUUCUACGCGUCCCACCGCACCUCACCAUCAAGGCGCACCGUGAAAGCUACCUAAAGCUGGCUGCAGACCUCCUCGUACUCGAAGCUAUCACCCCAGAACUUUGCUACAAGUGCUCGUUGCACACCAUGAAGUUCCAUGCGCGUGCGAUCCAGAUGAAAGAUAUGCCUGUAGGAGAAUAA
Molecule: messenger RNA, 597 nt
Organism: Phytophthora infestans T30-4
Lineage: Eukaryota; Oomycota; Peronosporomycetes; Peronosporales; Peronosporaceae
Exons: 3
Coding region: 1-597 (198 amino acids)
Molecular function (GO): nucleic acid binding
Source: RefSeq, a predicted model, not a curated record